Messenger RNA from Xyrauchen texanus (razorback sucker), 922 nucleotides. It is a transcript of the gene tnnt2c, whose product is annotated as troponin T2c, cardiac. Gene Ontology annotation, molecular function: troponin I binding; tropomyosin binding; troponin C binding. The transcript has a single exon. The record is from RefSeq and is a predicted model, not a curated record. Gene Ontology annotation, biological process: sarcomere organization; cardiac muscle contraction; regulation of muscle contraction. Gene Ontology annotation, cellular component: troponin complex. The coding region runs from base 1 to 819 and encodes 272 amino acids. NCBI's taxonomy places the organism in Eukaryota, Metazoa, Chordata, Actinopteri, Cypriniformes, Catostomidae.
AUGUGUGACACAGAGGAGAUUUUGGAGGAGUAUGAGGAGGAGGUGAACAAAGAAGAAGAGGCCGAGGAAGAAGCAGCAGCUGAGGAGGAUGAGCAGGAAGGCAAUAUGCAAGAAAACAAUAAAGAAGAGGAAGAUGAGCAGGAAGCAGAGGAGGAAACCAAGCCCAAGCCUAAGACGUUUCUUCCCAACAUUUCAGCACCAAAGCUGCCUGAUGGAGAGAAGUUGGACUUUGAUGAUCUCCACCGUAAGCGUUUGGAGAAGGACUUCAAUGAACUGCAGAGUCUCAUUGAGCUGCACUUCAACAAUAGGCAGAAGGAGGAGGAGGAUCUUGUAGCUUUGAAGAACCGCAUUGAACGGCGACGGGCCGAUCGUGCCGAGCAGCAACGCAGCAGAGUCGAGCGAGAGCGAGAGAAGCUGGCAUACCUGGCUGAGGAGAGGGCACGACGCGAGGAUGAGGCAGCCAAACUGCGGGCUGAAGAGGAUGCCAAGAAGAAGAAGGUCCUCUCUAACAAGGGCUAUGGUGGGUACUUGCAGAAGGUGGAUCAGAAGAAAGGCAAGAAGAUGACGGAACGCGAGAAAAAGACCAAGGCUCUUCUGGAGCGUCGGAAGCCCCUCAACAUUGACCAUCUCAACCAGGAGAAGCUAGGAGAAAAAGCCCUCGAUCUGUGGAAGUGGCUCAGUCAACUUCACGCAGAGAAGUUUGACCUGGCAGAAAAGCUAAAGAUGCAGAAGUAUGACAUCAAUGUCCUGCGUAACCGUGUUAGUGACCAUCAAAGAGGAGCCAAGACAACCAAGACCUCCAGGAAAUCCUGGAAGUAAUUUUCUUGGAUUAAAACAACACAGAAAAAAAGUUUAUUGGAGUCACAAUUUCAAGUCUCUCUGUGAAAUGUCUAGGAUAUUGUAUUUCUUUUGUUUACAAAUA